UUUGAUUUAGAAAAUACAAAUUUCUAGUUUUUUUUAUUUUCCGAAAAAUGUUUAAACCAAAUUUUCUAUUUAUAUUGGCGAUUAUUUUUCUGAUUGGCCUAGAUAAUGCGCGCUCAUCGCCACUAAAAAAAAAUACGCCUGCCAGCCCGGAAGAUAAGACUGCGGCAGCAGCUGACCUGGACGACGAGUCCGCAUACGAUGAUGAAGAAGAAACUAAGGCAACAGCCGAUGAUAAGAACAACAGCACAACGGCAACAGCCGAUAUUAAGAAAGAGACUACGGCUGCGACGACUGUACAAAGUGCAAGGACGACGGCAACAGUUGACGAGACUGUGUCCAAAUCUAACACUGCAGAUCCGAGCACUUCGACUGUCAUGCAUUUAUUUCCGCACAAAGCUACAGCAUCAACUAAUACUAAGCUGAGCGAGUCGGAUGAAGAUUAUCAAUACAAGGAUCUUCCAGAGAAAUCGAAGCCAAAAACUGUAAUGAAGAAUCCUAUUUUAAGCGAUGAAGGCGAGGAAGCAGCUCCACCAGCUGGAGACGCUGCAGAAGCCGGAGCAGCCGGAGCUGAUGGCGCAGCCGCAGCUGGCGCUGAGGGUGCAGCUGGAGCCGCUGCAGGGAAUGGGACAGCUGGAGCAGCUGGCGACGGCGGCGGUGGCGGCGGCGCCGCCGGCGGCAAGGACGUGACUCCCAGCGGACCGCCCAAGUUUUUCAGGGAUCAUAUGGGCAACUGGGUGUACAAUCUAUGGGGCGCUACCCUUGGCAAAGUCGGGCAAGAUUCGCGCUAUCCCGAAAUGCGCACCAUAGAGCACUUCAAGAUUGACUCGAAUGCAGCCAAAAAAUACUAUCCAGAUGGAGAACUAGCGACCGUUUGCAAGGACAGUUCCACCAUCUACAAUGUGCCCCGUGUUAAAAAUUGGAUUGCACGAAACGUCUAUAGUAAAGAGAUUAAAGGCCGGCCCAUCUGGAACGAGCUGCGGCGUCACAUCUACACGAAGGGCAACUCCGAAGAGUGCCACGACAGCGAGAAAUUUGGCAAGUGGAGGGACUAUCAGGAGUGCGCAAUCAGGCGCAACAUGCGACUGGAGCACAUAAUACCCAUGUAUCCCAUGCACCAAAUGCGAAACUAGAUCAUCCGUUGAUGGCCAUUCACAGUUGUCUUUACUGUUCUUCAUCAUUUAUUUUUUUUUUUUUUCAUCGCAAUGUUUUUGUUUUUAUAUUUUGGAAGU
This is a messenger RNA of Drosophila virilis, 1229 nucleotides long. RefSeq names its product glycine-rich protein 1. Lineage: Eukaryota; Metazoa; Arthropoda; Insecta; Diptera; Drosophilidae. The record is from RefSeq and is a predicted model, not a curated record.